This is a messenger RNA of Saprolegnia parasitica CBS 223.65, 903 nucleotides long. RefSeq lists its product as hypothetical. Gene Ontology annotation, cellular component: membrane; intracellular membrane-bounded organelle. The record is from RefSeq and is a predicted model, not a curated record. The transcript has 2 exons. NCBI's taxonomy places the organism in Eukaryota, Oomycota, Saprolegniomycetes, Saprolegniales, Saprolegniaceae. Gene Ontology annotation, molecular function: protein binding; heme binding. Bases 1 to 825 code for a protein of 274 amino acids.
AUGCAGUACGACGGGGCGAGCUCGUGUCGCCACUGCCUCGACGAGCCCGCGGCCGCGUCGGCCAUGUCAUCGACCUUCUUCAUGGCCUCGUGUCUCUUCCUCUUUGGCUUCCUCUGCUCGUCCAUCCACACCAAGUCGACUGCGGCGACGACCACCGACACACAGCUCUCGCCGUUCAUGCGGCCACGACGCCGGCCGCUCGCGCCCGAUACCCGCGCCCUUAUGCCCACAGCCGAUGCAAUCGAAAAGCAAUAUGGGGCCUUUGCACACGUCCCGCUCACGGUCAUCCACGAGGUGCUCUUAUUCCUCGAUGCCCGCGACCUCGUGCCCUGCACGAUGCUCAACACGACGUGGCGCCACACGCUCUGCGACUCCGACACGCUGCUGUGGUCGCAAGUGUUUCGCCGCGAUUUUCUCGAGGACGGGAAGCGCUUCCACGCGCCGUGCGGGCUCUCAUGGCACGAGUACUACUUCCAGCACCGCCUCAACCGCCCGAUUGAGCGCAUGAAGCUGCUCGUGGGCCGGCAGUGCGUUGCCGUCGAAGGGCACGUGUACGACGUCACCGACUUUCUGUACGAACACCCUGGCGGCCACCGCGUCAUCGCGGACGUCCUUGGCACCGACGCCACGUCCGUGUGGCUCGAAUUCGAGCACUCGGUGGGCGCCCAGCGCGCCAUGGAUGCGCUCCGCGUUCCCGACAACAUAUGCCCGGCGUUCCCGCUUAAAGGCAACCUCGAGCGCAUCGCAGACCGGCGGCACGGCUUCUUCCAGCGCUGGCUGCGCAAGGUCGUGCCAUCGAUCCGGCAACCAAUUAACAGCCAGUAGUAACAAGUGCGAUUUGAAAGUCAACCUCUUACACCCUUGAAACACCACACGUUGUUGUCUUCGUUCAUCAUAGCUCCU